AUGAAUACCGCUCCUUAUCCUAUUGCAUGGAAUCGUGCCCACACAAAAUCUCAGCAACAAACGUUCGAAAAUCAGCACGCUAUGCUUUGCCAGUAUGAUGCAGACUGGGUCAAUUUCCUGGCCUACCUCCGACGAGUGGAUAAAGAGUGCAGGAUACGAACUUGGGCACAGAAUGUGUCUCAAGCUCUCGCAAAAAGCGUCAAUGGAUGCCGACCUCCUGCGCUUCUCCCAGAUAUGGAAGAUCAGAAGGAACGGAUACAAGAACUUGCAGCACAGAUGAGUGCUCGGGAGUUUAUAGAGAUGUUUACAGAUGGUGCAGAAUCAUCGGAUUUCAUGACGCAACGACGAGCAUAUUCGAUGGAAGUAUAUGCAGGACAGAGCUGCUCCUCAGAUGCCCCCUUGCCCAAUGAGGAUGAGCUCUUUGAACGAUACUUUUCCUCCCUCCACAGCAACCACUACAGGUCAAGAAUGUGGACGAGGCCUUUACUCAUCUCAUCUAGUGGCAUUGGAUGGACGGGUGACACUACCUGCGUCUCUGGAGCGGCUUGCGUAUUCUCCAAUGAUUGGUACUCUCAGUGCCUGCCGUCCUCUUCUACCACCAUUCGCCCUUCGUCAUCGUCGAGCACGACUCGACCGGUCAGUACGACCUCGGCCUCGACCUCGACAGCGACUGGUUUCGUAGACUUGGCAGUAGCAGCAGGCAAGCAAUAUUUUGGUAUCAUGAUCGACAACUCCGACCUGGAAAAGCCAGAAUAUAUGGCGACACCCGGAAACAGAAUGAAGUGGGAUGCUACGGAGCCGUCUAGGAAUCAGUUUUCGUUCUCAGCCGCUGACGCUCUCGUGACUUGGGCGCAGAGUGGCGGGCGACAACUGCGAGGACAUACUCUUGUCUGGCAUAAUCAGCUUCCUGCGUGGGUCACUAAUGGCGGAUUCAACAACGCGACACUCGUCUCAGUCCUACAAAACCAUGUCACCAAUGUUGCCAAGCACUUUGCUGGAAAGCUCAAGACGUGGGAUGUGACAAAUGAAAUCUUCAACGAAGACGGGACCUGGCGCCAGAGCGUAUUCUACAAGACGAUUGGAGAAUACUAUGUCGAUAUUGCAUUCCGCGCAGCAACCGCAGCAGACCCCAACGUCGGGCUCGCCGCCAACGACUACAAUCUCGACACUACCAAUGGCAAAGUAGCCGCCUAUGUCGCCCUCGUCAAACGACUCAAAGCGCGCGGCGUCAAAAUCACCCAAGUGGGCUCCCAAGCACACCUCACCGUGGGUCAAACACCCUCUUUCAACUCGAUGGUCUCGGCCCUCAACUCUUUGGUGGCGGCUGGCGUGGACGUGGCCAUCACCGAACUUGACAUUCGUAUGCAGCUCCCCGCGACGUCUGCCAAGCUCGAACAGCAGAAAAAGGAUUAUAACACCGCGAUAAGAGCAUGUAUGGCUGUUCCGAGAUGUGUUGGUAUCACGAUUGCGGGCUAUACGGACAAGUACAGCUGGAUCCAAAACGGCGCUCCUUUACCGUAUGACGAGAAUUAUCGGCCUAAACCGGCAUAUUACGGUAUCAUCGACGGUCUCAAGGGCAUCGCCGAUACCUAA
This is a messenger RNA of Serendipita indica DSM 11827, 1593 nucleotides long. The record is from the annotation of a GenBank genome assembly. Lineage: Eukaryota; Fungi; Basidiomycota; Agaricomycetes; Sebacinales; Serendipitaceae.